GGAUUCAGGGCUUUAGCCCAGGUUAAAUCCCGGUGAAGGAAUGGGGAUGGUCUGCUACUUGAGCAUUCUUUUCAAGUUUUCACUAUUUUUAACCAUGGGUAACCUUUUUUUUGCCUGGAUAUUAUCCUGGAUAAUACAGCUGUAUAAAGAACUGUAUAUUUUGAAAACUGUUUACAACGGUUUAAACAAGUUCAUAUGUGGGCUAUAGGCUAUAGUUGAAAGAAACAAUGGUGAAUCAAUUCACAUUCUUUGUCUCUUAACUCGAAAAAACUAACUAGCCAACUUAACAAGAACCAGAACCACACUCAGACAUAUGGUCACCAUCAGGACUGUGAGAGAUCGGUCAAUAGCAAUAUAUUUGUCAUACAUAAUUUGUAAUUUCGCAUUAGAUUUCUGUCACCAAUGACUGAUCAAACCAGAACACUAAUCUAUGCAUUGCCACAAGUUUUUAACUUGUAUUGAACAGAGCAGAACUUGUGAGAUGUGGGAGCAGGAAGAAAACCCUGCGGCGUGUUUUCCACACACACGCAUGAUGUCAUCAUUCAUGCGUUAUCCUGGAGAUUCUCCCGUCCGCGAGAGGAAAGUUUAUUAAAACAACUGCGAGGGGAGGGGAGAGAGGAACUGGAGAAGAAGAAAACUUUAUCCACAUUGGAGAGGACUCUUGGAAGCUCUUUAACCAAACUGGAUUACAUUAAGAACAGUUUUCUGUGGAUUAAUGUUGCCAUAAUUCAUUGGACUAACGAUUGCUGAAGAAGCUGAAGGAGGGCGUCAUGAGGGUCAUUUGGUCCUCUCUGGUACUUCUGACCAUCUGGUUGGGUCACAGAGGUCGACUGGCAUCAGCUGAAGGUGUCAGCUGCCCGUCCUUACAAGUGGAAGAAUGGAAGUUUUCUCAGUCUGCCAGACAUAACAUCACAGGUUUCAAUUUGGUGCGACGUUUCUCUCUGCUGAAGAACAGUGAGGUCAAGAAGAUCCGAAAUCCAAGAGGGCCUCUCAUCCUGCGUCUCGGGAAAGUCCAACUCGUCCAACCUACAGAUCAAGUGUUUCCUCAUGGACUCCCGGUGGAGUUCACCCUGGUGUUCACCCUGCUGCUGAAGAAGAAAAGUCUGAAUGAUAACAUUUACCUUUUGCAGAUAUCAGACGAGCAAGGUUAUCCUCAGUUCUCACUAGACUGGAAUGGGCCAGAUGGCAACCUGGCUCUGCGGGCGAGAGGGGCUGACCCCGAAGGGACCAUGGUGGGUUGUGUAUUCGAAGGGGAUGGUGUGGAAUCCCUGAUGGACAUGCGCUGGCAUAAAGUGGCUCUGAGUCUGCAGAGAGAUGCUGCCUCACUGCAUGUGGACUGCAGUUCCAUUGAGACCAAGCCCCUGGAGCUCCGUGGCCCGGUGACCAACAAUGGACACACGUUGUUGGGUAUGAGGGCUACUGACGCCGCCCCUGUGGAGAUUGACGUUCAGCAGGUGACGGUGUACUGUGACCCCUCUCUGGCCAUUCAGGAGGCCUGCUGUGAGAUACCAGGUGCUCGGUGUCCGCCGGAUGCUCCCAAGAGUCGGCGAGCUGCUGAGAACCAGGUGGAGUUUCCUUUUGCAGAGGCGAUCCUUGGAUCCAAGGAACUGGCAGAAAAAUGUGCAGGCUGUGUAUUGCUCAGUGGGGAACCGAGUGCGAUCCAGGAGGGUAAUGCAGGUCAGAAAGGCCACAAAGGAGAUAAAGGAGAUCGGGGUUUGGACUGCACUGAGGCUGGUGUUCCGGGACGAUGCUCAGAGGGCUCUAAGGGGCAGAAAGGAGAGAAAGGCGAAUCGGGUCUGCCCGCCAAUUGGGGGGAAGCUAUAGGUGUGAAGGGGGACAAAGGCCAGAGAGGAGAAGUCGGAGCUCCGGGUGCCGCUGGAAGUCCAGGCAAAGAUGGUCGGGCUAAUCCUAUUUGUGUGGUCGGCCCUAAAGGACAAAAGGGUGUUCCGGGUCCAGUUGGACCAGAGGGGCUUGCAGGGGAACCGGGUCCACCAGGGCCUCCUGGACUACCUGGAGUUGGCAAACCAGGGUUACCCGGUCCUGAAGGACCUUCAGGAUCUAAAGGGGACAAAGGGGAUUCUGGAACACCUGGUAUAGAUGGAAAUCCAGGAGAACCAGGUCCAAGAGGUCCCAGGGCACCCAAAGGCGAGAAGGGAGAACCAUGUGAAGUGUGUCCAGUGGUCUCUGUAGAUUCUGGCAACACUGUGGCCCUUCAGGGCAAACCAGGGCCUAAAGGAGAACCAGGGACCCCGGGCAAUAGUGAUCAGGGUCCACCUGGUCCUGCAGGACUGGAUGGCAAAGCAGGCGAAAAGGGGGAACCAGGAGCAGACGGGGGCAAAGGUGAAAAGGGUGAACCUUGUACCGGCUGCCCUACCUUUGGAGAUAUUCCUGCGGGCAUUCUGAACGGUGCUCGGAAGGGAGAAAAAGGAGAUCCAGGCGUUGGACAGAAAGGAGAGCAGGGAGAGCCGGGUCCAAAUGGCCUUGCUGGACUUAAAGGCGAAAAGGGCAUUGCGGGCAGUAAAGGAAACGAGGGCAAAACUGGAAAACCUGGUCCAAGAGGUCCAAGUGGUAAAGAUGGGAAUAAAGGAGCCAAGGGGGAAUCGUGUGGCAUUUGUGAUACCACUGCCUCUGAGAUGGGAAGUGGCCCAUCCACGAUAAAGCUGACAGGGGAACGUGGCCCACCAGGACCCCCAGGGCCACCUGGAGAUGGAGUCGAGGGCAAACAGGGACCUUCAGGUCUACAGGGGUUCAAAGGAGAUAAGGGCAACCAGGGUUUACAAGGGGACCCAGGUGUUGCUGGGACACCUGGAGCCCUAGGACCUCAAGGAGAACCAGGGAGAAACGGCCUUGACGGAGUGAAAGGAGAAAAGGGAGAUGCGUGUGACAGCUGUCCAUCAUUCCCUGAAGGACACGGCAAUGUGGUUGGCCUACCAGGACCCAAGGGAGAGAGAGGAGAACCAGGUUUGCCAGGACAGGGUAGAGAUGGGAAACAGGGUAAACCUGGCCCACCGGGUAUCCAGGGACCUCCGGGACUGAAAGGUAGUCAGGGUGAAGCCGGGCCUGCAGGUAUUGGCCUUCCAGGACAGCAGGGCGAGCAGGGACCUAGAGGUUUUCCCGGAGCUCCUGGUCCUGAAGGGCAAGAGGGACCAGCAGGGCCAGUGGGACCCGCAGGGCAGAGGGGUCCAAAGGGGGAAAUAGGACCACCAGGGCCACAGGGGCCACCGGGCAUAGGAGCAGUGGGACCCCCGGCCAGAGAUGGUAUGGCAGGAGCUCCUGGAAUGCCAGGACAGGAUGGUUUACCUGGAUCCAGUGGGCCUAAGGGUGACAAGGGUGAACCAGGAGAGUGUAACUGUCUGCAUUACAUGUUUCCUGGAACUGGCGGGCCUGGUGUCCCAGGUGGUGAAAGCCGGUGGCAAACUGGUCCUCAGGGUCCCCCUGGUCCACCGGGACCUCCAGGUCUUCCGGGGCCUCAGGGCUCCAAUGGAAUCCCAGGCCCAAAGGGUAUCCCUGGCAACGAUGGCCUACAAGGGCAACCGGGUCCACCCGCCCAAGCACCUAUUAUUGCUCUGCCUCAAGAUGCGGCCUCCACGGAGGGGUGUGGAGAUUGCACGAAGGGUCUACCAGGUGUGCCUGGCAUGUCUGGAGCUAAAGGCGAGAAGGGAGAUCAGGGCAAGCCUGGUGUUGAGCCUUUAGAAGGAUGCGAGCGGUGUCUAGAGCAGCUGCAGAGAGAGGAAGCACCACGUGGGCCUACGACUAACAGUGGUCAGUGCAUUGGCGCACCAGGGAUGCCCGGUAUCUCAGGAACACCAGGGAUCAAAGGGGAGCCGGGCCCCAGAGGUGAGCGAGGUCCUCCUGGUCUUCUUGGAAACCCGGGCAAUAUUGGGUUCCCCGGGCCUCCAGGACCUUCUGGCUUGCCUGGUCAGCAAGGUCAGAGAGGGACAGAUGGGCUUUCAGGACAAAAAGGUGAACAGGGUCCACCGGGAAACCCUGGCUACCCUGGGACUAUGGGACCACCUGGACUUCCUGGACUGAAAGGAGAGCGUGGUAGUCCAGGCCAUGCAGGACAGAAGGGAGAAUCGGGCCCGCCAGGAACUCCAGGUUAUCAAGGACCAGUCGGACCGGCAGGUCCUAAAGGGGAAGCUGGAACAGCGGGACCCUUGGGACCAAAGGGAGAUCAGGGAUUCCAAGGAGCUCAAGGCUUCCCAGGACAACAGGGUCCUCCAGGGUUUCCAGGAAAAGCAGGACCUCCGGGUCCUCCGGGACCACAGGCGGAGAAGGGAAGUGCUGGACUUCAAGGCCCACAGGGACCUCCAGGUCCCCCAGGAUCUCUUGGGUCCCCAGGCAUGCCUGGACCACAUGGAAUGGAUGGACUUGAUGGUAAAGAUGGAAAACCAGGUUUAAGGGGUGAACCAGGGCCAGCCGGCCCAGCUGGGCUCAGAGGAAUACCGGGUUUCAAGGGGAUCAAAGGACACACAGGUCUCCCAGGAAUGAAAGGAGACAGGGGACCUCAGGGACCCGCUGGAGCAAUAGGAAGGCCUGGUCAAGAGGGUGAUUCUGGCACUCCAGGUCCACAAGGACCACCUGGAUCUCCAGGACAUAUGGGUGCUGCAGGUCCUCCAGGGCCACCAGGACAAGUUGGGCCUCCCGGCGCGGGCAUUAAUGGAGACAAGGGUGAGCCAGGAGAUAGAGGACAGGCUGGACUUCCAGGUCCCCCAGGGCUGCCAGGUCAUCCAGGACUGAUGGGUGAACCAGGAAGUGAUGGGGCAGCGGGUAAAGAUGGAUCCUCAGGCAUGCCAGGAGAGUCUGGUCCACAGGGACCGAAGGGUGAUUCAGGGGCAGCAGGGCAAAGAGGACCUCCAGGAGAGCGAGGACGUCCCGGCCCACCAGGAGGAGGCUUUAGCUCCAAAUUACCAGAGGGCAUCAUCGGACCAGCCGGACCCCGCGGUGAGAGGGGAAGCCAAGGUUCACCUGGACAAGCUGGGCUAACUGGACAACCAGGAAUCCCAGGAAAUGAUGCUGUUGUAAACUAUGAUGAUUUAAGGGCCUUUAUCAGACAGCAGGUCAUGAAGAUCUUUGAUGAGCGCAUGGGCUACUACAUGUCACGAAUGCAGAUGCCUAUGGAGAUGGUUGCGUCUCCUGGACGACCAGGACCCCCAGGAAAAGAUGGAAGUCCAGGAGUGGCAGGGUCCCCAGGGAUACCAGGCCGCCCUGGACAGAUUGGGCGUGAAGGAAGACAGGGACCCUUGGGACCACCGGGUGCACCUGGUGUGAAGGGAGAGAAAGGAGACAAGGGUAUUGGAGAGAUGGGAGAUUCUGGUCCACCUGGAGCUCCAGGUGUUCCUGGUCCCCCUGGAUACAGUAAAAUGGGACCACCGGGUUCCUCUGGUCAGCAGGGCAUCCCUGGAAUUCCCGGACCUCCAGGGCCCUCUGGAAACAAGGGCAAGGAUGGCCGUUGUCACCCGUCAGACUGUAUGAGUAUGCCUGUGGAGUACAACCCUAAGGGCCCUUCUUCUAAAGGUCCAAUGUACUAGAAGAGCUUGUGAAAGGGGUUUAAGAGAAGUUAAAUAUGGAGGAUGAAACCCAACGUUUGACAUUGUCACAAUUACCUACCUGUACCUGCUUUUGGGAAGAUCUAUGGAGAACCAAAGGAUUUAUCUGCAUUUCUUUAAACAUGAGCAAGCCACUGACGCCAGGCCAAAUUGCUGGUUCAUCACUAAAUGGGACGUUUGUAAGUUAUUGUCUGCUGUUGAACCAGUGAAGAACGGCAUGCAUUCUCUUCCAACAUAAUUUUAAACAAGAGUGCCUGAACCGCUGAAACCAAUCCCAUAAUGCCACUCAUGUAUUAGAAACUUGCUUAGUUUUGAAGCAGAUUGAAGACUCUGAGAUACAGAAGAUGCUUUUAUCUUUUACUCAUACUGUAUUGGCUUUGAAAAUCAAUAUUGGUGCCCAAAUUUAUUCAAGAAUCAGUUAAAUUGUCAGUCAUAUUUUUUUUAAUGCCUAAACCCCAUUUUAGUCUUUAUUGGACACAGUCCUUAUUUAAUAUAUAAAAUAAAUGUUAAUACAAUGGGUUUAAUACUAUUUAAAUUCAUCUUAAAUUAUCAUCUUAAAAUGAUAAUUUGAUCAUUUUAAAUUGAACCUCACUUUUUGGAAACAAUGUGCAUUGAUAGAUGCACUCUUACAAUGAAAGUCUAUGCAACGCAGGCGUUGGGGGCAAGUCAGUUUGCUUCUAUAAACUGAAAUUUUUUUUUUUUGUGGCAAUUGACAGCAUGCCACAGAUGCUGAUAAGAGAGAUUAGUUUGUAUUGAAGCUGGAACAGGUUUGUACGAAUAUUUUCUGGAGGUUUCGGCAGCUGCAUCUUCUGCUUUUUAACUGAUUUGGCAAAGACAAUGUGACAAAUAAUCACAACCCGUUCUAUUGAAUAAUCCUUUCAUCCCCAUAUUUGUUGACCUAAAUUAUAAUGGUAAAUAUUAGUUCCCAAGGGUUUGUGUUGUACAUAUUCCUAUUUAUACUUAAUGGCUUUUUGUAUUUUUUUAUUCACGUCAGCAUGGCAGCCCUUGUUAUUAUCACUUAAAAUAUUUUGGAAUAUUGUGAAUUUUUAUAAGCUUCAUACCAGUGGUUGUUUUGUAAAGGUAGGUUUUAUAUACGAUUUUGGGUUGAAAAGCUAUUUGUGUGAACUAUCACGAGAUAUUUUAUAUUUUUAUAAGAAUAUUUCAGUGAUUCCAGUCUUUCCAUGAACUCUGUGAUAACAUCUCCUCCAUCACUCUGGACUCUUAAACUUGAAUAUACUUGUUUGAUAUACUGUACAUGCAGGUGAACCAUCAUGUGCGUUUACAUUUAAACAAAAAAAAAUGCUUUGCUAGUCUAAAAAAACGUUAAAAAAGCCUUAAAAAUUAAUUUUUCAUCUACUCCAAAGUAAAAUGGCAUAUAUCAGAAAGCUGCUCACUGAUUGGCUGUCAUUCAGUUCUCUGCUCCAUCAGCCAAUGGGAUGCUUUCACACUCUGCACUUUAUUCUCUCGCUGUCCCUUCUUGCUCUGUGUGUAAGUGUGUAUGUCUGACUAUAGAAAGAAUCUGCAUCCAUACUGGGAGGUAACUUUCUCGAAUUUCUGCCGUUUUCAAGGUCACGAAGUGAACGUUAUGUCAUAUUGGACUUUCAACCUUUUAUUCCAAGCUUUCUUUUUCUUCCCAUCAUCAUGCAGCUCACCGUAGUGCUGUUUGUAUCAGUAAAGUCAUUUGUGUGCAAAUCCUUUUUUGAAGAAACUUAAGAGAAGCAAUAAAAGAUUAGAA
This is a messenger RNA of Triplophysa rosa, 7284 nucleotides long. It is a transcript of the gene col16a1, whose product is annotated as collagen, type XVI, alpha 1. Bases 771 to 5531 code for a protein of 1586 amino acids. The transcript is spliced from 70 exons. The record is from RefSeq and is a predicted model, not a curated record. NCBI's taxonomy places the organism in Eukaryota, Metazoa, Chordata, Actinopteri, Cypriniformes, Nemacheilidae.